This is a messenger RNA of Anopheles stephensi (Asian malaria mosquito), 844 nucleotides long. Its product is annotated as nucleoside diphosphate-linked moiety X motif 19-like. Gene Ontology annotation, molecular function: hydrolase activity, acting on acid anhydrides, in phosphorus-containing anhydrides. The record is from RefSeq and is a predicted model, not a curated record. Lineage: Eukaryota; Metazoa; Arthropoda; Insecta; Diptera; Culicidae. Gene Ontology annotation, cellular component: mitochondrion. The transcript has 2 exons. Bases 189 to 461 code for a protein of 90 amino acids.
GUAAGUAAGUAAGUAAGUAAGUAAGUAAGUAAGUAAGUAAGUAAGUGUGCACGGAUUAAGAUCGUACCCGAUGUGUGCAACCUGUACGAAUGGUCCACCUGGAUAACUCCAACCAUUUUGCAUAAGAAGCGUUUCGAGACGGCAUUUUAACUCAUCGCAUUGGACGCUCUAUCGACCGUGGUACCUGAAUGCAGCGAGUACUUCAGGUUCAACAAUAUUUUUGGGAUACUCCAAGCAACCUGCUCGAAGCGCACAAUAGCGAACGUAUUUGGCUUACACCUCCCCAAGCAUAUGAGCUGAAACGGCUCAGCUAUCUGCAGGACAUCGAACAGGUUGUCUCGUUUGCAAGGAACAAACGAUUCGCCAACGGUACUACACCUCUCUGUCCCGUCGCGUUCACUGCAGCGGAAUGGGAUCGUUUUGGCUUUGCUGGGAAACAGCCUCUAUCCUACAAACUAUGACUAAGUGACAGUGUACAGCAAAGCAAAGUUAUAUGUGCACCAAACGAUGGAAGAGCUAAGGCUUAAUGUCGAAUGACUCCGGCGCACCGUUUGGAGCUGGUAGGAAAAGUGCACACGACGGGGGUUGUAUUAAAAUCAACCGGCACUAGAUGAGCAUUUGCAUCUUAUGGGAGAUAAUCGACACUUGAUUGAAUCGUAAGACAGUGGAGCCCAAACUGGAAUGGAGUUUUUGUUUUGAAAACAAAAAAAUAAGUUGAAGAUAUUAACAUUUUGCCUUCAUUAUCGAAUUAUUUUUCAUCACGAAGAACUGUUUUCGACGAUUUCAAGCCAAAUGAAGCUUCCAUUCCAACAGGCCGUUAGGAUUUGUAUCGCCAACAGCUUCC